Molecule: messenger RNA, 468 nt
Organism: Cylindrotheca closterium
Lineage: Eukaryota; Bacillariophyta; Bacillariophyceae; Bacillariales; Bacillariaceae
Source: the annotation of a GenBank genome assembly
AUGAAGUUCUUUGAUAAGAAGAGAGAUUUGGAGACAUUUCAAGAUGGCGAUCAAAUCGCAGGAGUGGAUGACAAGGAACAAGGUUACUUAGAGGAAGCCUUUGAUCAGGACUAUGAACCUGAAGAUGAAGAUGAACGUGAUUUCAACCUACAUGGACAAUUUGAUGAUAUCGAUGACUCCAAAAGAGAAGAGCUCUUGGCAGAUGCAGACAAUGAUGUCAAUGAUAUGCCAGAACUCACUGUCAGAUUCCAAGGAGAUGAUGACUAUGAAUCAGACGACGAUUCAGGUGAUGAAGGCAAUGAAGAGGAAGAAUCUAUUGUGGCCGAUUUGGAUCACCAUCAAGAAAAUGUUGAUAGAGGAACCGAUGAUAUUGGGAGCCUCGUUACUGAUCUGGAGGACCUACAAGAGCCGCCAGAAGAAGAGAUUGUAUUUGAGCCUGAAGAGCCUCAAGUAGCAAAAGUCACUUGA